Messenger RNA from Drosophila erecta, 2721 nucleotides. RefSeq lists its product as uncharacterized. The coding region runs from base 393 to 2273 and encodes 626 amino acids. Gene Ontology annotation, biological process: axon guidance; ephrin receptor signaling pathway. The transcript has 5 exons. The record is from RefSeq and is a predicted model, not a curated record. NCBI's taxonomy places the organism in Eukaryota, Metazoa, Arthropoda, Insecta, Diptera, Drosophilidae. Gene Ontology annotation, cellular component: plasma membrane. Gene Ontology annotation, molecular function: ephrin receptor binding.
UUGAUUUGUAAAACUAUCGAUGCGCCUUACUUUCUAGAUACAUCGAAAGAUAGAGUAAACAUCGUUUUAUUUUCCAGCUCUAAACAAGUUUUUUUUUAUAAUAGCUCUAGCUCUCCAUUAUUUAUAUAAAUAAUUCUUGUAUGUAGACCAAGUGUAAAAAAAACUGUAAUUUAAAUGAGCUGUUUUCGAGUUUUUUUUUCUUCAGACAAAAACCUGUUUGGAACCAUUUUUAACCAUGUGAAAAUAUGGAGCAAGACACAUUGGUGUGGAACGACACGGAUGUAGCUGUAGCCAGUCAACAUAUUCUUAAUUCGGAGGCUUAUUGUAUAAUAUAUCGAGACAUUCAGUAAGGAAGCUACUAACGAUCUAACAUCGAAAACAUUGCCAGCGGUAUGCAAGAACGAUCAAAGGAGCUACGUCUUACUGUUUCCUGGACCCAGUCAAAGUCUCAGAUUCAUGACAGUUAUAAACGUCGGAGUAUGUUGGCAUGUAAGAGAAGCCUAACUACCAGUAAAGUGCUUGAAGACUCACAUCCACCGCUCUUAGUAGCUUUCCCCAAUUGCAACACUCAUCGACAGCAGCAACACAAGGAGAAACAUAAAGUUCAGCUAUACUCUGGAAAACCCUUAAGCAUUAAGCUGUACGUGCCAGGAAGUAUUGAGAGUAUACCGAGAAUUCGGCAUAAGACGCUUACGACGACGAAUAAACAACAACCAGCUAUGCAUCGAAAGUCUAAGAGCAAAAGCAAGUUCCAAGCCUUCAACGACCUUACGCCGCUUUAUUCAUCAAGUGAAAGUCAACCAUCCGCGAAGCAUUCAUCUGCACUGGUGGAAGCAGGGAUAGAAUCAAAGACAUCACGUCAUUUUCUUGGUAAAAAGAGGAUUAAGAACAGAAACAGCUUGUUAUCUUCGUCCCAGCCCUCACCGGUGAGAUGCAAAAUGAUGAUUCCAUUUCCAACAUUUGGGGCCACAUCCUUUGUUACGUUGCUCACUUUAAUUUGUAUGGAAACGGUUCUGCUCUCCACCAUGUCCAGUUGCGCUAAGACUUUUUACAUGCAUUGGAACACAUCAAACAGCAUAUUUCGGAUUGAUAACACUGAUCAUAUUAUCGAUGUUAAUAAAGGCAAUCUUGCGUUUGAGUUCGACCAGGUUCAUAUAAUAUGCCCAGUAUAUGAGCCAGGGACUUUUGAGAACGAAACUGAAAAAUAUAUAAUUUACAAUGUGUCUAAAGUGGAGUAUGAAACUUGUCGCAUAACAAAUGCAGAUCCGCGAGUAAUAGCUAUAUGUGAUAAACCUCAGAAAUUAAUGUUUUUUACAAUAACUUUCCGGCCAUUUACACCGCAGCCAGGUGGCUUGGAGUUCCUACCUGGAAAUGAUUAUUACUUUAUUUCAACUUCAUCUAAGGAUGAUUUAUAUCGAAGAAUUGGAGGUCGAUGCUCUACAAAUAACAUGAAAGUAGUCUUUAAAGUGUGUUGUGGCCCCGAGGACAAGAACAAAACCACGGUGAUAAACAAUUCCAAAUCUGGUACAGACACUGGAGGAGUGAUCAACGUCAAUAUAGCGAAAAAUGAUGAUAGUCAUGUUAAUAGCCAGGGCAAUAACAUAGCUAUUGGAAACAACAUUGGUAUAAAUGGAGGCCUAAUUUUAGGAGGACCUCCGUCAGCAGGAAUGCCAAUUAAUCCACUCAACGGAAAUAGCAAUUUAAAUGGCAUACCAACUACUAUUAAUUCAAACAUUGAUCAGUUUAAUCGGAUACCAAUCCAGCCAAACAUAAUCGGUAAUCAUGUAGGGACUAAUGCCGGUGGAACUGCAAUUGUUGGUGGUGGAGGGAUUAUAUUAACUCCUGGCCAUGGUCAUGGCAACAUUAAUAUGCUGCAACCAGGACGAGGUGGAAUGAAUGGAGCAUACCCCGGACAUCACCACAUUCAAACUGGAAUACGGAUAAACAAUGUGCCCACGCAACACAGCUAUCCAUCCCAUAAGGGUAAUGCUAACAGUAAUAUUAACGGAAACGAUGACCACCAUCAUUACAACAAACAUCCCAACGAGGUUGUAAAAAAUGAAGAGCUGACAUAUAAUAGUGGCACAGCGACAUCGGAUGGUCACAUUUUCGCUUUAUGGAUCUGGAUCUUAACAAUUUUCCCACUGCCAUCUAUUCAAUCUUGCCAUUUGUCUGCAUAUUGGAUGAACUCAUCAUUUUGUUUUAGCGUUUUUGCAAUCCUUGGCAUCCAUUAUCUUGUUCAAAGCACGUUGCAAACCACGUUUGCGAUAUAGGCCUGUUAUGGUUGAAAUCACUGCGACCUCUAUAAAUGGGAUGUUUUGCCAGAAAGCAGAUCUUUAAAUAUGACCCGUACAUUUUUAAUGAACAUUCGAUUUUGUGUUCCCCUGUUCAAAUUUAUUUUUAAGAAUGCCAAUAUCACACAAUAUUAUUUGUCUCUUCUCCGGCUAUUGCUAUAUAAACAGUGAUACAAGUAGUGGAUUGGAGAGGUUGGAAUCAAAUGAUAUGCUUAUUGAUAUUGAUUUGGAUAUGUAAUUGCAAUUGAUCGAGUUUCUGUGACUCACAAUUUAAAAUAAUAGAUCAGAAAGAAAGGAGAAAGGUGAAAUAGAAUUAAUAAGUAAAGAAAUUAAAUAUAUCGAGUAAAUUAAAACUUAGAUUUAGUGGUUUAGAUAUAACUAAUAAUGCUUAAGAAAAGACGGAGGAGAGUAAUGGUAUUACGAAACA